Molecule: messenger RNA, 711 nt
Organism: Lobosporangium transversale
Lineage: Eukaryota; Fungi; Mortierellomycota; Mortierellomycetes; Mortierellales; Mortierellaceae
Exons: 3
Coding region: 1-711 (236 amino acids)
Source: RefSeq, a predicted model, not a curated record
AUGUUCCAUUUAGCAAGUGCAAUUGAAAAGAUGGCUGAAGACCUACAUAAGAUUGCAACUUUUGUUCAUGUGGAUGUGGAUGAACUGGUGCAAACAGUCAAAAAGUACAAUGUCGAACGUACGCCAACGUUUGCACUUUUUCGAGGACAUGUUUUCCAAACCUCCAUCACCGCGGCUCAGCUUCCUAAGAAGCCCACGCCUGAGGAGAGUGAUGACCAACUGUUGGCUUGGGUCUCCGACACAGUCAAAUCAUUUGCUCAACAUUGGAGUGCAUCCUACUCCAAGAUCACAGAUCACCUUGCGUUUUCACCCACCCCAACAGAGCGCCAGAUUACUGAAGGUCUGAUCAAUGUCGGUUUCAAAAGCGUCAUUGGCAUGGAAUCAAAACAAAACCCUGGAGAAUACCUUGCUAAAGAGGGUGAUCUCUGGAAAGCUGCUGGGAUCGAAUUUGUCUCACAUCCUAUCAAGAGUGCAGACGAGAUCGGUUUUAGUGAUUUUGAUGAGAUUCUUCAUCUAGUUGAAACACUGCCAGGCCCGAUCUUGAUCCAUUCCGACAUUGGACAAGUGGCAGCCAUCAUGGUCUUUGUCAUGGUCGCCAAGCAGAACGCGAGGAAAGGAACUGAGGUCUCAGAAUGGGCCAGAGAACUGGGUUUUGAUUUCGAGGGACUUGGUAGAGUGUCUCAAACGAUCUGUGCUUGGGUCGAUAAAUGA